AUGGCGUCGUUCAGGGAACGCUUCGAGGAAGUCGAGAAGACCUUCGAUCUCUCCCGCGCUCUGCCAGUCAUACAGAAUGUGCAGCUCGAGGCAGCCGGCAUACAUGGCGACUUUGUGCCGACGAAAGUAAAGAUCAAGAUCAUAGAUUCGUUAAGCUACGCCACUUCCACUCCGGGUCUCAGCGGCGCUGCCGUCCUGGAUGUUGCGUGGCAGGAUAUCCCAUCAAUUGAGUACUGGAAGUGGCAACGCCUGGUACCGGCGCUCGCUUCAGUGCUACCGGGUUUCGAGCUCACGCACCCGAACAGACAUGGGUUCAAUGUGACACUUCAUCGGUCCAUUUCCAUCGCAUACUUGAUUGGUCCAGUAUACCUUCGCCCCGAUUUCAGCUUGAUGCCCCAGACAUCGCGCAGGUGGACCACUGGCGAACUCUUGGCAUUUCUGAGUACCAUGAUUCCAAGCGAGUUCUUCGACAUGCCUGCCACGAACGUGAUCGUCCAGACCGUGACUGGAGCCAUCAGAUUCCUCUGGGGAUACCUGAGCCAGGGCAGAUCGUGCUGGGGAAAGUACAUGAUUCCUUCUGAACCAUUUCCAUCUUCGCCCGCAACACCGCAGCCACGCGCAGCCCCGAGUAAUGAUCAACAACAGUCGGCAAGAUACGACGGUAUCCCUCCAGUCUAUGCCAGCGCUCCCGAUGGUCGCCUUCUUGGACUUCCUAGUGCACCCACGGACAGCUCCAAAGAUCGACAGACCGCGUCACGCAAUUCUUUGACGACUCAGACCAGCCCAACUGCGCCCACCAAAUAUGAUUCCAGUGAUGACGAUGACAGCAGUCUGAGUAGCUGGGAUGAUGACGAUUUUCUCGCAAAAGCCCUUGGUAAAUACGAAGAGCCUAUCGAGAAGACAACCGCCAUCGUCAAACCCAGCUCUGCCAAGUCGACCCCUGCUGCGACAAGCAGCAAGAGGAAGGGCCAUGUCGACAGCGAUUCCGAUGACGAUCAAGCUCGCCCUGAGAAACGCUCGAAGGUAGCCAAGAAAGCUUCGAGUUCUUCUACCAACAUCCAGCCUACGCCAAAGGCUUCCACUGCUACACAUAGUUCCAGCACACAGCAUGGCAUUUCGCAAACAUCUACGCGCAGCAGACCAAGCGCAUCUACCAAGGGCAAGAAGACUGUCUCCCGUAGCAGUCACAGCAGUGGUAACGUCACAUCUGCAGCAGAUAGCGACGCUCAAUUGCCUGUGAGACCGAAGGUUGGCGCCGAGCCGCUUAGAGGAGAUGACCAUGCAGAACAGGACGACGACAUGUAUGGUAGAGAGGAACUCAGGCUGGAGAGAAAAAAGAAGAAAAAUCGGAGGGGCGGCAAGAGAUUGAACAAGCACGCCGACCAAGACAAGGACAUCUCAGCUGGACUUGAAGCACGAAUUGAACGCCCACAGGAGGUCGAUCCUGCCCAAUUCACUCAAGGACUCGAACGCGUGAGCAACUCUUCAGACGAUGGAGCAUCUGUUGAAAGACUUGCCGAAUCCAGGCCGCUCGAAGACCGAAUCGAGAAGCCUGCCACUACGGGUUCGAAACCAAGUGGCACAACCUCAAUUGCUCCAGCGCAGCAGACUACAACACCUCCCACGAUCGAUCUGACACUAAGCCCCAGCAUCAAGUCCGAAACACGAGAAGAGUCCACGGCUGCUCGGGUAGAAGAUGCUGUGCCAUCGUCCGCAAGCCAGGCAACGAGCAGCCCGAAGCUCAAGACUCAACGUGUCAUGCGCACCAAGGUUCUCGAUCGGCUCAAGCAAACCGAGCAGGAAGAAAAGGAAGAACUGCGUGCUGAUCUGAAGAAGAUGCGUAACAAGAGAGACAAGUUGCAGAAGAGUGAUGGCAUUGUCCGGUCGAUCUUGCAGUCCCAAUCACGCUACCUCACUGCCGAGGAUAUCGAGGAGAUGGUCGUCAGAGUAGAGGAGGGAAGUACACCGGACAACGCCUAUAAAGCCGUCAAGGCGAUGGCGCAGCUCCGUGCCAGAACUCAGGGAUGA
Messenger RNA from Cyphellophora attinorum, 2028 nucleotides. RefSeq lists its product as uncharacterized. The transcript has 2 exons. The coding region runs from base 1 to 2028 and encodes 675 amino acids. The record is from RefSeq and is a predicted model, not a curated record. NCBI's taxonomy places the organism in Eukaryota, Fungi, Ascomycota, Eurotiomycetes, Chaetothyriales, Cyphellophoraceae.